AUUUUAAUAAAUAAUUUACGACCAUUAACGUACCCCUUAUCAGCAUUUUUUUCUUUUUGUAAAUGUAUAUAAAAGAGAAUUUGUUUAUUUGGUAUCAAUAAGAUUUCAUACUGCGUUGUGAAAGGUAAGAAAGUGCGUUUACCUAUUGUAAUUACUAGAUUUUAUUAUUUUUAAAGUAAAAAUUAUGUUUCAAAGAAAAUAAUUUUAAUUUAAUUUUAUGCAAAAGAGGCUUUUUCGAAGCAAUAUGAUAGGAAAAUUAACGUUAGUUUGCGCUUUUCUUUACAUUUUUUCCGUUUCGGGGAAGAAAUAUGAUAGAUGUCAGCUGGCCCACGAACUUCUCGACAAAUACAAAUUCCCCAAGGACCAGAUUUCCACAUGGAUUUGUAUAGUUGAACACGAGUCCCAAUUCGACACUAAUGCCUAUAAUUCGGACACCAAGGACCACGGGCUGUUCCAGAUCUCGGAAUUGUACUGGUGUGAACCACCGGCCCAUCCGAACGGCUGUCACGUGCAAUGCUCGGCCUUGCACGAUGAUAACAUUGAUGAUGACGUAAGGUGUGUAAAGCAGGUGUUUGAAGAGACACAGAGAUUGAAGAACAACGGAUUCGAAGCCUGGACAACCUACCCCAAGUAUUGCAAAGGGAAUACUGCGAGUUACAUUCAGGGUUGUAAUAUUUAAGGUGUUUUGUGGUGGAUUUUUGUAAGAUAAGUGUAGAUUAAUAAUAAAUUUAGGUACCUACAAUUUU
This is a messenger RNA of Phyllotreta striolata, 746 nucleotides long. Lineage: Eukaryota; Metazoa; Arthropoda; Insecta; Coleoptera; Chrysomelidae. The record is from the annotation of a GenBank genome assembly.